This is a messenger RNA of Clonostachys solani, 1497 nucleotides long. The record is from the annotation of a GenBank genome assembly. NCBI's taxonomy places the organism in Eukaryota, Fungi, Ascomycota, Sordariomycetes, Hypocreales, Bionectriaceae.
AUGACUGUUAACGCACUCCCGGCUAUCACUUCCUCGCGAAUCGAACUCGAGCCACGAAAGGGCGCUACUCCCGCCAUAGUCACCUCGAUCAAGCGAGCGUCAUACCCUACGCGCAGCCUCCAAUUCCUCCGAAAUUUGGAAGGAAAGUCCCCAGGAGCCUACUCAAAUGUCGAAAGCAUAUGCAAAGAUCGAAAAUUACAGCUCCAAGUGACGGUUGUCGGAGCCGGCAUUGGCGGGCUCGCCACUUCGAUUGCUCUUGCUCGGGAGGGCCACGCGGUCACAGUUUUGGAGCAAGCGUCAGCCCUUGCUGAGGUUUCUAAGGCUUGUUCCCAGGUUGGCGCGGGUAUUCAGAUCCCUCCCAACUCCUCCAGACUACUCCUGAAAUGGGGGCUAGGCCCGUUAUUCGAGGGCAAGGCCGUUGAGCCACGAGGAAUAACUUUCCGUAGAUGGGAAACCGGAAACGCUAUUGGGUACACCAAGCUCAUACCAGACUUCCGACGCUCCUUUGAGGCACCGUACUAUGUGAUCCAUCGGGCCCAUCUACACGAAGCCUUGCACGAAACCGCCGUUAAGCUCGGAGUCACGGUAAAGCUAAACAGUAGAGUCACCGAGUAUGAUCAGAUGGCACCUUCUGUCAAGAUGCAAGACGGGACGAUCUUGAAUUCGGACUUGAUCGUCGCAGCCGAUGGGGUCAAGUCAGCUGCCCGCAAGCUCAUCCUGGGCAGAGAUAAUAAGGACCCCAUCCGGACCGGGUUUGCAGUAUAUCGGUCGACAAUAGACGUGCAAAAGAUGAGGGACGACCCCCAAACAGCCACACUUCUACACGAGCCGGCCCUCAACGUUUGGAUCGGACCGCAGCGACAUGUCAUGUCAUACACAAUUGCCGCAGGGAAGUCGUUCAACCUGGUUCUCUCUCAUGUAGAUGACACCGACCCCGCCACCUGGCGCCCGGAAGAGGCAUUGGACAAUAUGAGAGCCCAAUUCGAGGGUUGGGACCCGGUACUCACAAAGAUCAUUGCAAUGAUUGACAAGACAAUCAAGUGGCCUCUUCUCUCAGGCGAUCCUUCCAUCCCUAGCUGGAUCUCUCAAUCUAGCAAGGUCAUUAUGCUGGGGGACGCAGCCCACGCCAUGGUCCCCUAUAUGUCUCAAGGCGCGGCCAUGGCCGUGGAAGAUGGUGCAGCACUAGCAGCGGCCCUGUCCCACGUGUACACCAUCUCUGACCUUCCCAAAGCACUGUCCGUCUUCGAUAUUGUGAGGAGAAGACGGGCCGGUCAGAUGCAGGAGGCUAGUCUCGUCAACGGCAAAAUCUGGCACUUUGAUGACGGCCCUGAACAGGCUGCAAGAGAUGAAGCCAUGGAGCCGGAGAUCAAGGGGCUUCCCAUAUCGGAAAGCCCAAAUCAGUGGACUGACCCUGUUACACAAGCGUGGGCGUAUGGGUAUAACGCAGAAGAUGAUAUUCAUUUGUCUUGGAACCAGUUCAAAUCUCGGCUAUUCUAA